Didymella exigua CBS 183.55 is the source of this 1244-nucleotide messenger RNA. Its product is annotated as Ribokinase-like protein. The coding region runs from base 153 to 1130 and encodes 325 amino acids. Gene Ontology annotation, biological process: metabolite repair. The record is from RefSeq and is a predicted model, not a curated record. The transcript is spliced from 3 exons. Gene Ontology annotation, molecular function: ATP-dependent NAD(P)H-hydrate dehydratase activity. Lineage: Eukaryota; Fungi; Ascomycota; Dothideomycetes; Pleosporales; Didymellaceae.
CUCAUCUUCAAACAUCACCGUUCGUCGAAACUGCUCGCUCGCAGCGAUGCGCCGUCAUCAUAACCCCAAGCUUUAUCUUUCAGAGGCUUCAACUUGCUCUCCAGUACCCUUUUAUCGAUACCCUGUUUGCACUUCCGUCACACCCUUUCCCAAUGGCAUCCGUAGCAAGAAAAGACCUUCUCAAGAAGGUGUACAACAUGGUCCCGCCCAUGCUUGAGAGUUUCCACAAGGGCCAGCUCGGGCGAGUAGCUGUCAUCGGCGGCAGCGAAGACUACACCGGCGCACCCUACUUCUCCGCCAUGGCCAGCGCAAAGCUAGGCUGCGACAUGUCGCACGUCAUCUGCGAGCCCGGCGCCGCCGCCGUCAUCAAAACCUACUCCCCGAAUCUCAUGGUGCACCCGAUCAUGCGCCAGGAGAAGAACGUCGGACAAUCCGAGUCCGCCGAAUCCGUGUCUGCAGAAGUCGUCGACAUGCUGUCUCGCCUUCACGUCAUCGUGAUCGGGCCCGGUCUAGGGCGCGACAAGCUGAUGCAAGACACAUGCGCGAAGGUGAUCGAGGAGGCGCGGAAGCAAGGCAUCCCGUUUGUGCUGGACGCGGACGGUCUGUUUCUUGCGCAGACACGGCCGGAGCUGGUCGAUGGGUGCAAGGAGUGCAUUCUCACGCCGAAUGUGGUCGAGUUCGGACGGCUGGCUAAGGCAAAGGGCGUCGAUGUUAACGAGGGCGAUCCGGCGGAGCUGUGCAGCAAGCUGUCCAAGGCUUUCGGUGGCGUCACGAUCAUCCAGAAGGGACCUAAGGACUACAUCUCCAACGGCGAGCACACGCUUGUAUCUGAGGGCGAGGGCGGUCUGAAGCGCUCUGGUGGCCAGGGUGACACGCUGACAGGUAGCUUGGCGACGCUGCUGGCGUACCGCAAGGCGUAUCACGAAAAGAUCUGGGAUCAUGACAACAGUAUGGAGCGGAGCGAGACCUUGGCUCUGGCGGCGUACGGUGGAAGCUGCAUUACCAGGGAGUGCUCGAGGCUGGCGUUCAUGGAGAAGGGCCGGUCGCUGCAGGCCAGCGAUCUGACUGAGCAUGUCCACACUGCCUUCUUGAACACCAUUGGCGAGAGGAAGGAGACAUCCCAGUUGUAAGCGGGAGGCUGGUGACUCGACGGUGAAAUCAUGAGAAUAUGAGGAUAAGAUGCCUGGCAAUGAUACGGGCACUGUACACAUGCAUAGCAACGACGAACUGAAACUUAUGCGCGA